GCAGACCAACUGUCCUCACACAUGUUUUGAUGAUGUCACAUAAAACUGCUCACUGGUUUUUCUUUCUUUUAACGGCUGUUGUAGAUGGUGAGCAGUUCGGGUACUCCCGAUAAGCUAGACUAACGAUGUGCUUGUAGAUAAACAUCCGAGUAACAGUAAGCAGGACGGGAAGUCCCGAUAAGGUAGACUUGACCUUAACAUCCGGGUCAUCAGUCACUCGUGACUGGAUGUGAGUGUUUACACAGGGAAGGAACAGCGAGGUUUGGUCCUGUGUAGGGAGACCACAGCCAUGUCUAGUUACCUGCCACCCGUUUCACAACAGGGCGAUCGUCCUAGUGGGGGCAGGUGAUGAUGGAGACGAUGCCAGUGCGAUGACAGGAGCUCGUAGAGACGGUGGAGGUCGUGUAAGAGUUUACCUGCACGCAGUGACUGAUAAACAAGUUUCUUUCUUCACUGACAACAGAAACAAUCCCCCAUUCCAAGAGGUCAAGAAUGUGACAGGGGCUGAUGUAGAGUUUGACCAGAAUCCCUCCCCUGUACCAGGGAUGAAGAUUGUCCUCAUUCGUGGUCUUCCUUCUCAGAUCGAGGCUGCAGUCAGAUUCAUUAGUGAGAAGACGGGCGUUAGGGAGACCAUCUCAGAACAAGCCCAGAAAUUCUGGCUCCAGUUGGUUGAGGCCGCGUUCCCUGACCUCGACUCACGCGCCUACUUCCUGCCUCCUGUCUACGUCAACCGCGUGCCGAUGUCUAGACAGUCGGUUGGUGGUCAGGAUGUUCUGGUCCUUCAACCAGCACCUGUACAGGCCGGUCAGUCCAACCAGCUGGCGACAGCUUCAUCUGAUAUCCCUCAAGGCUUAAUUCUUCAGCCUCCUGCUGUUUAUGACAGUGAUAUCAGAGAUGAUGCAGCCAUGCAGCGAGUACUCAUCUGUCUACAGAGAAUGUUUGAGCAAAAGAAAGAAGCUGUGGUUGGAAUAAACCAGCUGAGGUUCGGACAGUACCUGGGUGAACCUUGUUACUUUGCUGCGACGGCUCAGUUGCCUCUUUCCAAAAGCUUACCUAAAGCUUCGUUAAGAGACAGACAGGGAGACUGACAUACUUCUUAUCCACAGAACCUACGGUCUUGUCGUCUGUGAAGUGAAGUCUUUUGGUGAAAACGUGAAUCACUAUGAUACGUCAAAUCAUGAGAUGUUACUCAACAUUAGGAAGAAACUUUCACUGGCUGUAAUAUCUUUAGACAAGGCGGAGGCCAUGUUGUCUCACCUGGUGUCCGACAUCGCUCCCGGUCUGCGCAUCACUAAGACCAUCGGCAUCCCAAAUCUCACAGCAGGUCAGGUACAACAGCCUUUAGAUGACGACCCCCAGCUGACUGAGGACCUGUGUCGGUGUCUAAAAACAUCAGACCCCGCCGAUGUCACAGGUCUGUGUCUGUGCUGUGAUCAGUUGUCUGACCCCAAGACCCCGUGUGAACGUCAGGUAGUCAUCGUGCUGAGGGAACUCGGACACUGGUGCAGCGACGUGUGGCUGGGGCUGGACCUGACAGUCACAUGACACCUGGGGUGUACAAGACACUGGUAGCCAGGUGAGUCCAUUUACCUGAUGUAAAGUAACAUUAAACUAUUUGUAAAAGCUGAAUAAUUACGCGUCAAUUAAAUCUUUCAAUCAGAGAUAAUUCUUGAUUAAAGGACAGUAAAGUGACACUAAUCAAGUUUGUUUUUGUUUUUUUUUUUCGUCUGAGGACCACUGUAGCUCCACCAGGAGAAGAAGAGUAGUGUAGAAGACUUGAAACUUGAAUUAUUUAAUGGCUGUCUCCACGUCUGUAGUUAAGAUGAUUAAUUUUUGUGAAAGUAUGUUGAUUGUUCUAGGUUCUGUGGUCCGGCGACAACAGUGAGUGUGCCAUGCACAUGUCCUCCACGUGUGAGUGUCAAGACCCUGGGUCAGGCCGUGUGGUGGACAGGAGAGUGCUAU
Messenger RNA from Pomacea canaliculata, 1962 nucleotides. RefSeq lists its product as uncharacterized. Bases 372 to 1088 code for a protein of 238 amino acids. The record is from RefSeq and is a predicted model, not a curated record. Lineage: Eukaryota; Metazoa; Mollusca; Gastropoda; Architaenioglossa; Ampullariidae. The transcript has 6 exons.